Cladocopium goreaui is the source of this 1092-nucleotide messenger RNA. The record is from the annotation of a GenBank genome assembly. Lineage: Eukaryota; Dinophyceae; Suessiales; Symbiodiniaceae.
AUGGCGACAAUUCUGGAAUCAGAAGCAGCCUUCUCUGCAAGGGCUCUCGAACAUGGGCUCUCGGUGCCACACCUGGAUCGAUUGAAGGACCAAGGGCUCGCAAACAUGUCGAAGCUGGCUUUUUCAUUGACGACACCUGGAACAGUCCCAUCAGACGAUGCCCUCAAGGCCCUGCUUGAUGACAAUGUUGACAAUGUGACGGUAGGACAGUUGAGCAGCAUCAGACGUUUGAUGUUUGAUGCACAAACCCUUUGUGCCUCUCAGAUCAAGACCCCACUGCAUGAAACUGAUGCUGGCAAGAAGGCCGAACUGGUACCGGCCGAAAGGGCAACUCGCAUCGAAAACCAGAAGGUGCGAUUGCAAGGCAUUGAGCUUACAGGAAAGGCACUGGUUUUAGACUACAUCAACUUGACAGUGAAGGAUGUGGUCCCGAAGGACAAGUGCCAGAUCAGCAAUGAGCUCCAGUUGCACCAGGCUUUCACAAGGAGAGCACUUGCAUGUGAUCUUAUGCAAGUUUGCACUUACAGGGAGAUGGAACGUUGGCACAGACACCUCCUCGAUCAGAUGCAAUCUCCUGCUCCGCCUGGCUUCAGACCUCCCAACAUGGAGCAAAUCCUGCGCACUGACCGAGCAGGGUGGGUCAAGAUGGCUGAGCGUUUGUUGUCUUUGAAAAGAAAGGCAGAUGGUACUCUUCCCCUUGGCCAGGCUCUGACGGCCUUGCAGAGUGACCCGUCCGUGAUGUUUCAUCUGGUUCCUUUGCCAAUUGAGAAGGGCACCACUCAGCCGAAGACCGCUGCCCCCAAAGCAGAUGAUGCCGCUCCGAAGCCCUCCAAUGUCAAGAAAAAAGACAAGCUGAAGCCGGCCAAAGGCCGAGGCAAGGGUGCAAAGGGCAAACCCUCUGCCAAGGGGAAGAUGCCAACAGAAUUGAUCGGAUUGCACCAGCAGGACAAAUCCGGCCGUCGCAUGUGCUACAACUUCAACAUGCACAAGGGCUGCGAUCAGGCCACAGCAGGCCAGUCAUGCCAGAAGGGAAUGCACAGCUGUAUGAAAUGUUUUGGUGCGCACCCAGCGUACCAAUGCACCAUGGCUUGA